Caenorhabditis auriculariae is the source of this 2254-nucleotide messenger RNA. Lineage: Eukaryota; Metazoa; Nematoda; Chromadorea; Rhabditida; Rhabditidae. The record is from the annotation of a GenBank genome assembly.
AUGGCUCUGAUGCCUUGGCAAGUUUCCGUCUUCAUUGCCGAGGUUAUUGUCACGGUGCCGUUUUAUGCGUCGCUCGUUGUUCUUAUCCUGAUUUGGAGGCGACAUUAUCCCGUUUUUCGGUCACCUUACUACACAAUGACCUUGGCACAGGUAGAAGUUUUUUUUUCAAAAAAUUGUUAGAAGGAUCCUUAACUUUUGGUCCUUUUUUGGCGACUUGAAAGGUGGAACUUCUUUGUGACCCUCUCAUAUUCAUGUGCUAUUUUUAUUUCCUGCCGGUGAGGGAACAGAGAGACGCAGACAUGUCAAGUCGUGCCGGACGAACUAUAUCAAGAAAAAGUUCUUAUAAGAUCUUCAAGUUAUAGUCCGUCUCCCGGGAUUUUUCACUUGUGUCUGCGUCUCUCUGUUCCCUCACCGGUGAGGUCAGAGAAACGUGAAAAGAGCAUGUCAAAAUGAGAGACAAGGAGGGAGCAGAGAAGUUCCAAUUUUUUAAGUCAGACUUUUCCCAACCAUUUCAAAUUCAGGCCUUACCGGACUUUCUCAUAUCCGCUACAUUCACGCUCAUAUACCUGGCCAGAUAUUUCCAAAUCGGGAACCAAUUUUUGUUCAGUCUUCAAGAUUACUACUUCCCGAGCUGGGUCAAGAACCAAUCCACUAUUUUGACUAUUAUGAAAGCUUUUGGAGUGGCUGUGAUCUCUUAUCAGCGUUAUCUAACACUUUGCAAGCCUCAUAGUUGGCUCAACAAGGUAUGGACUUGUUUUCGUGAGAAAGUUCUCACGGAUGUGAUUCAUUUUGAAUUGAAGACGCGUGAACAUUGAAAUGUGGGUAUGAGCUUUGGGGAUAUUUUUUUGAGCUUUACCCGAUUGAGCAAUUUCGCGGAGUGUCAAAGACUUCGAUUACCUGUAAAAGUUGGGAAAUUCUGUGAUUACAGAUGUUCAAAAAGAGUCCGCCCUGGUGUCUACUUUUGCUUCUUUGGGGCGUUCCUGUUCUAAUUUGUACCCCUGUGUGGAUGGACCAUAGUACGAGGUUUCUGGAUCCGGUCACUUUAGCUGUCACCAACCCUCCUGCAUCGACACAGGUAUUUUUGUUUCCGUUUUCGAAAAUUUACAGGUCUAUCCGAACAGCCUGUAGAUAAAUGCAGCUAUUAGGAAAGUUAUAAAAUCGCUUGGAUUGGCUCAAAAUUUUCCAUUAAAUGGGCUUCUUAGUGGUAAUUCUAACUUCGCCUAACUUUACAUUCCUCAUUAUUUAGUAUACUGCUUCGCGCAAGUAGCUUACAGUCGGGCGCGCGGAAAAAUCAACUUUCAUGUAAAUUUUCCACGGUUGUGGUUGUGUUGAGCUCCUACUUUCUUUUUCUUUCAGAUUCCCGCAGUGAUCCUCAUGUGCAGUCUGGUGCCGACAUUCUUAAGCGUCGUAUAUUUCUACGGAAGAAUUUUGCAAUUUUUAUUAUCUCACAAAGAUCUUCUCAGAAAGUUACUUCAAAAAUGAAUGAAAAAGUAAGAAGUUAUAUUCUCAGAGACGGCGACAAAAGGAUGAGAAGAGAGAUUCGCCUCAGCCUCCAUGUUUUCAUCCUCGUUUGCUACUUUGGGCUCAUUUUCAGUUAUGUCGUCGCUCGGGCGAUCUUUGAAUCUCUGGGAAGGGUAAUCAUUCGGAAAUCAUUGUGAAGAGAUAGAAUAAGUGAAUUCCAGGAAGACCUCUGGGCAACCUAUUUGCGGGCCAAUUGGGCGCUUCUUCAAGGGAACUUCGCUUUUAUUAACCCUUGGACCCUGGUCGUGCUCAACUUUGAUGUUCAGCGACAUUUGAAGCAUUCCAGAAGUGCUUCUGCAGUUGUAAGAAGUAUAUGAAAACCACGCCGCGAAAAUCGAGCCUCCAUUUCUACAUAAUUUCUUUUUUUUCUGUUCUUCUCGCGCUGUAGAAAUGGUGGCUCGAUUUUCGCGAUUAUCAUAUACCCAUUGUAAGUGCCAACUCAGAAGAAAAAUACCCGAAAUUGGAAAAAAUUCUAAAUAGCUCUAUCAACUCUCUGCAACCGUGUCACUCGCAAUGGCGUAAAACUCUUUGAUAACGUUCCUUGGCCCCUAACGCAAGUCGUAUCAAGUCGGGCGCGAUUCAAAACAGCCAUGUUAUUUCAAAAGCUACCCUGAACUGUUGACUUCAUAUUGAACGUCUCAAUUCUGGAAAAAAAAGCUUAAAUUUUCAGGAAUCCACCAGCCGACCGGGAGUACAAACAGUGGCGGCCAGAGCUACACAAACUAGAAAUUGA